AUGUGUGUCGACCCGGCCUCAUGAACUGAAUGCACGUCCUGCACGUGUUCUGUGGAGGGAGUCCGAAGAACUCGAGUCACGUCGGGCAACCAUUUGAGCCUUCAGGUGUUUCUAUUCCUUUCUGAUUGCGAGCCAGUUAGUUCUGAUGUCUGCUUGCCUCAUAUCAUCCUGGGACUGAGGUCUAUUCUGGGUCUGCCUGGGUUCCUGGGUGCUGAAGUUCUGCUGUGCUAGAACGUGGGACUCGAUGAAAGAUGACAGAGGAGGUGAUUGUUAUAGCCAAGUGGGACUACACGGCUCAGCAGGACCAGGAACUUGACAUCCGGAAAAACGAGCGCUUGUGGCUCCUGGAUGACUCGAAAACCUGGUGGAGAGUCCGCAAUGCCUCCAACCGUACAGGCUACGUCCCGUCCAACUACGUCGAGCGUAAGAAUAGCCUCAAGAAAGCCUCGCUUGUGAAGAACCUGAAAGAUACUCUCGGUCUCGGCAAAACAAAAAGGAAGACAAGUGCACGUGAUUCCUCUCCCACACCCAGCACAGAUGCAGAGUACCCAACCAACGGGAGCGCAGAAGGCAGUGGAGUGGGUGGGGCAGAGCGGAUCUACGAUCUGAACAUUCCGGCCGUGGUGAAGUUCUCCUACACAGCAGAGCGCGAUGAUGAGCUGAGUUUACUUAAAGGAGACCGGGUGGUGGUGAUGGAGAAGUGCAGUGACGGCUGGUGGAGGGGGAGCCACGACGGGCGUGUGGGCUGGUUUCCCUCCAAUUAUGUCCGCGAGGAGCCGGCCUAUGCGGAUACAAGUGCAGGGGACACGUUGGGGGGCUUUCGCUCCCUAAGAGCUGGGCAAGGGUUGGGACUUGUCAAUGGCCGGCUGGCAGGUGCAGGGAGCAAAGUACUCCAUGUGGUCCAGACUCUGUACCCUUUCAGCUCGGUUACUGACGAGGAGCUGAACUUUGAGAAGGGCGAGACCAUGGAGGUGAUGGAGAAGCCUGAGAAUGACCCUGAGUGGUGGAGGUGUAGGAACAGCAAGGGUGUGAUCGGCCUUGUGCCCAAGAACUAUGUGGUGGUGCUGAAUGAAGGGCCUGCUGGACGAGGCCCCGCCUCCCCGCCCAUCAGCCACAUGGGCCCUUCCCGUACAGGCAGGUUUGCAGGCAAGGAGUGGUACUACGGUAACGUGACACGGCACCAGGCAGAGUGCACGCUCAACGAGCGAGGAGUCGAGGGAGACUUCCUUAUAAGAGACAGCGAGUCCUCGCCCAGUGAUUUCUCCGUGUCUUUGAAGGCAGUGGGGAAGAAUAAACACUUCAAGGUGCAGCUGCAGGACGGAGUGUACUUCAUUGGCCAGCGGCGCUUCAGCAGUAUGGACGAGCUGGUGGAGCACUACAAAAAAGCUCCCAUCUUCACCAGUGAACAGGGAGACAAACUCUACCUGGUGAAACCUCUUGCCUGAACUUGGCUCUAUCCUACUAGACUCGUUUUGCCUUUCGUUCACUAUUUCUUUUGCCUUCUUCUUCUCUCUGCCUGCCUCCUCGCAGGACUUUAAUCAAGCCUUGAGGCUGGAUGGCAGGAUCUUUUCAUGAGCAAAAACAGAAUAUCUUGCUUCAGAGCCCUGUACUUUCUCGCCAGGCUCUGUCGAGGGGAAACUGGGUGUUCUUUUAAGAAGCAUGUUAAACGUUUUUUUUUUGUUUGUUUUUUUUUUUGUUUAAAGUUUGAAUUCCAGCCUCUGAGGAAGGCCUAGAAAUAAAUAUGGUCUGAUUCACCGUGUGACCGUUGUUAGCACACCUUCUACGUUUUUGGCGUACAGCUCUUCGGCUCUUACUGGCUUUGGUACAAUAACAUCUGCGUGUACAUCCUAUCUCACUCCAGCUUAGACCGUUUCAGAUAUUUCACUUUGUGCAUUAAUAAGAAGCAAAUCAGCCUGCAGUAGGAAGGAUUAGGUUUUUGGUCAUAGCAUGUGAUGAGCAGCUAAGCACUGCUUUAUGUAUACGGUGUUUAGGGGGUAAAAAAAAAAAAAAAAAGCAUGCAGUGCACGAUGGGAUGCAGCCCAGAUUGUGUGUCCACCUAAAGAGCCAAUAUGCAGAGCGCAUCAGCUUCUUUGCAUGUCCGCCACUGCAACUGUAUUCAGUUUAAAUGUACUUCAGCACUGGACUGGGAGCUAAAUACGACCUACUGCUAAUCCGAACGGUGCGCUGUCUUAUCCUCCUGAGACCUUUUCGGCCUUGAAGCUGACUUCCGUUCCUGCCAGCUCUCGAUCUCACUGACUCAGUGCACACAGUGUGGAACUUGGCUUCUCGGGUUCUUCCUGUACUCAGCUCAAAUGUUUACCAUGAAUACAAGUCGCUCUUCAGGGUUUCUUUAGGUUCAGGGUGCUUAAUAAAGGGGCUACGUCUAUCAGCCCUGAUGAAUCGAGGAAGAGGAGGGGCUAAGUAUCUUCGAAGCCCAGCCAGGGGUUUGAAUGUGUCUCCUUCUUCAGCCAAAUGUGCCACAUAUCUCUAGUAUGGCUAUGCUUAGUGCUCUUAUCAACUCAGAGUUCCCUGACAUGCACACAUCAUCUCUUCUCCCAAUAAUACUCACACUCGCCUAGUGGAUCGUGAAACACUAAGAGUAAUAAUACAUGAAAGCGUUUUUUGUUUUUUUUUUGUAGAUUAAAGUCUUCACUUUUGCCACAUCUGUGUGUUUACCAAGAAGAGUGUUGAUUGAGUUUUUUUUUUUUUUUAAAGAUAUGUCUGAAUGUUAUUGAGCAAUGUUAUUUAAUUCUUCUUACCACUAUAUGUACAUAUAUAAAUAUACA
Molecule: messenger RNA, 2786 nt
Organism: Ictalurus punctatus (channel catfish)
Lineage: Eukaryota; Metazoa; Chordata; Actinopteri; Siluriformes; Ictaluridae
Gene: nck2a
Product: NCK adaptor protein 2a
Exons: 4
Coding region: 252-1445 (397 amino acids)
Biological process (GO): negative regulation of endoplasmic reticulum stress-induced eIF2 alpha phosphorylation; positive regulation of translation in response to endoplasmic reticulum stress; positive regulation of endoplasmic reticulum stress-induced intrinsic apoptotic signaling pathway
Molecular function (GO): protein binding
Source: RefSeq, a predicted model, not a curated record